This is a messenger RNA of Paramacrobiotus metropolitanus, 1006 nucleotides long. RefSeq lists its product as uncharacterized. The transcript is spliced from 3 exons. The record is from RefSeq and is a predicted model, not a curated record. NCBI's taxonomy places the organism in Eukaryota, Metazoa, Tardigrada, Eutardigrada, Parachela, Macrobiotidae. Bases 149 to 676 code for a protein of 175 amino acids.
CAUGUUUUUUUCUUGUGCCAUAAUUUAUUCAGUGUGCGUUUGGUACAAAACUGAUUGUUUUGUUCGGAUAGCAGUGAUCAGUAUUUAUCUCAUCAUUUGCUGCGCAUGGUUAUAUUAGUAGAAAUAUGGUGCGUUGAAGUUGCAUAUCAUGGCAAUGUUGGUGCUAUCAUUUUCCAUGAUCGUGUUAUUCGGGAUUAUAGAUGAUUCUCUGGGACUGAGUUGUAUGCAGUGUAAAAACUUUGACACUUUCCUUAUAUCGCCGCAACUCAAUCUGCAAGACUGUACGAAUGCCUCCAACUCCCUGCAGGUGGACUGCGGAGAUGGGCAGUUCUGUGUUAAGCUGUCAGGAGCGAUUUACGGCAGCACGACGGCGUUUCCGCAACCAAACACUCUUGAUGGUAUUCAGCGCGGCUGUGCUAACGAGCAGAUGAUUAAGUAUCUCAAACCGGAUGGGGCGGCAUACGGCGCCGGUGGUAGUUGCCAAACCGGUGACCGCUACAUUCCCACACCGUAUCAGUCCCUCUUCCAGAGCAAUCUUAGACCGACAUACAAGUUCAGCGGAACGUUCUGUUUCUGCCGCACAGCAAACUGCAAUUCCGCCGGUCUAUCCACCGGAAGUUUCCUAACACUAUUUGGUUCCCUGCUUUUGAGUAUUGUUGUUGUAUUAUUACAAUAAAAUUGUAAUACAUAUUGUAUUAUUGUUUGAGGUUUGUUCGGAAACGACGGUACAAUGCAUCAGAAAUUUUAUGUACGGUAGUACAUUCUGCGUUUAUUUACUUUAUUGUAUAAUUUAUACUCGCACUUACUAACUUUCACAUAUAGAGCAUACAUUUAUAUAAACUUUUAUUAUAAUAUUACAUCUACAUACGAGUAUUUGCAUAUGGACUGUAUGCCUACUUGUACUUAACUAUAAACAUUUUGUCCCCGAAAAAUUCUUUACAAAAAGGAAUGUCAAAGAAGGUCUGCACUCUAUCCAGCAGUCUGUUCUAGGUACAUGUACUACUGG